AUGCUCCAGAUGCAGAAACGCCAAUGCGAAUGGGACCUAGACAUGGUCAGGCAUCUGAUAAUAUUAGUUUGCCGCCAACAUCACCGGGCAAUAUUAGUUUACCCGCAACAAGCCCAGCCCGUGGCUUGGGAGCAAAUAUGAGCGAAAUUGAUUUAUCAUCGCCAUUGAAUUAUGGCACACCAAGUUCAAUGGGCUCGAUUCGAACACCACGCUCAGGCAUUCGUGGUACUCCUUUAAGAGCCCGUCCAGAUAUAAGAACUGAUAAAAAGAUGCGGCAAGUUGCCAUUGGCGGUACUGGGCUGGAACCCAUACCGGAACGACAAUCGGAAACUACUGACCCGGCAUCAGAGGUAUCUUCAGCACCUCAAAUGGUUGUGUGGGGAACCAACGUUGUUGUAAGCCAUUGCAAGACCAAGUUCAAGCAGUUCUUAUUACGGUACAUUGACCCAUUGGCUGAACAAGAUGAAAUCUCAGAGAACACCGAUGUCAACCAACCAUUAUAUUUGCAAAAAUUGGAAGAGAUUCAUACCCUAGAAGAACCUUACCUAAAUCUCAAUUGUGCUCAUUUGAAAACGUUCGAUGAGGCGUUAUAUCGCCAGCUCAUAUGCUAUCCCCAGGAAGUUAUUCCUAGUUUUGACAUGGCAGUAAACGAAAUGUUUUUUGAGCGCUAUCCAGCUGCUAUACUUGAACAUCAGAUACAAGUUCGACCUUUUAAUGCUGAUAAAACACGUAAUAUGCGUUCUUUGAAUCCAGAAGAUAUGGAUCAACUUAUCAGUAUCAGCGGUAUGGUAAUCAGAACAUCGAAUGUUAUACCCGAGAUGAGAGAAGCCUUCUUUAAGUGUAUUAUUUGUGACUUUGUAACCACUGUGGAAGUUGAUCGUGGUCGUAUUGCACAACCUACUUUGUGCACAAACUGUAAUACAAAUCACUGCUUCCGCUUGGUUCACAAUCGUUCUGAAUUCACCGAUAAACAAUUGAUCAAGCUUCAGGAGUCUCCAGACGAUAUGGCUGCUGGGCAGACACCACAUAAUGUGUUGCUUUAUGCACAUAAUGACUUGGUCGAUAAGGUGCAACCUGGUGACCGUAUAACAGUUACAGGCAUUUAUCGUGCAACACCAAUGAAAAACACUAGAACCGGAUCGGCGGUUAAAAGUGUUUACAAGACACAUAUUGAUGUGGUGCACUUCCGAAAAGUCGAUAAUAAAAGAUUGUACGAAGAGGAAGAAGGGAAAGAUCACAUAUUUCCCCCAGAACGUGUUGAACUACUACAUGCAUUGUCUCAAAAGCCUGAUAUUUAUGAUAGGUUGUCUCGAGCAAUCGCUCCUUCAAUUUAUGAAAACGAUGACAUCAAGAAGGGCAUACUUUUACAAUUGUUUGGUGGUACGAAGAAGAAACAUGCCACAUUGGGAAGACAAAACUUUAGAUCUGAAAUUCAUUUGCUGUUAUGUGGUGAUCCGGGUACCUCCAAGUCUCAAUUGUUGCAGUAUGUCUUCAAUUUGGUGCCGCGUUCACAGUAUACAUCCGGUAGAGGUUCAUCUGCGGUGGGUUUGACUGCGUAUGUAACAAAGGAUCCGGAAACAAGACAAUUAGUACUGCAAACAGGAGCUUUGGUUCUGGCCGAUAACGGAGUCUGCUGUAUUGAUGAAUUUGAUAAAAUGAACGAUGCCACCCGUAGUGUUUUGCAUGAAGUCAUGGAACAGCAAACUUUAAGUAUUGCCAAGGCUGGUAUUAUUUGUCAAUUAAAUGCCCGCACAUCUAUAUUGGCUGCUGCCAAUCCAGCUGAAUCCCAGUGGAAUAAGAAGAAAAACAUUAUCGACAAUGUACACUUGCCGCACACUCUACUGUCGCGUUUCGAUUUAAUAUUUUUGGUAUUAGAUCCUCAGGAUGAAGUUUUUGAUAGACGUUUAGCUGGCCAUUUGGUAUCACUGUACUAUGUUACACGCCACGAAGAGGAGGACACUAUGUUUGAUAUGAGUGUUUUAAGAGAUUACAUAGCAUACGCCAGAGAACACAUUUCGCCCACACUAUCAGAGGAAGCUCAACAACGUCUUAUUCAGGCUUAUGUUGAUAUGCGUAAAGUUGGCGCCGGUCGUGGUCAGAUUUCUGCCUAUCCAAGACAGCUUGAAAGUUUAAUUCGUCUUUCAGAGGCACAUGCUAAAGUCCGACUAAGUCAACAGGUUACAGUACAAGAUGUUGAGGAAGCAUGGCGUCUACAUCGUGAAGCAUUGAAACAAUCAGCCACAGAUCCAUUGUCAGGAAAAAUAGAUGUGGGUAUCUUGACAACAGGCCUUUCUACAGCGGCCCGUAAGAAACGUGCUGAUUUGGUAGCUUCGAUAAAAGAAAAUCUUCAAAAGAAGGGUAAAAUACCAACAGUUCCGUAUCAGAAACUUUUUAAGGAAAUCAAAGAAUCGUCGCAAAUUCUUAUUACACGAGAACAAUUUGAAGAUGCUCUCAAAGAAAUACAGGAUGAAGGAGUCAUUGUGGUCAUGGGCAAAAAUACCAUUCGCAUAUGUUAAGUUUUUUUGGAAACAUUGUUUUACCAUUAUUU
Molecule: messenger RNA, 2548 nt
Organism: Musca vetustissima
Lineage: Eukaryota; Metazoa; Arthropoda; Insecta; Diptera; Muscidae
Gene: dpa
Product: DNA replication licensing factor MCM4
Exons: 6
Coding region: 24-2516 (830 amino acids)
Biological process (GO): DNA strand elongation involved in DNA replication; DNA replication; double-strand break repair via break-induced replication
Cellular component (GO): nucleus; MCM complex
Molecular function (GO): ATP hydrolysis activity; ATP binding; single-stranded DNA binding
Source: RefSeq, a predicted model, not a curated record